AUGCCUUUGCAUCAGUUGCUCAGUAAGCUCCACAAUACUCAGCAGACCCAGAGAUAUCAGCGUGCUGAGAAAUACUAUCAACAGAGCACAGCUCAUCUUGAGCAAGAUGGUCAGAAUAUCAUGCUGAGUUUAACAAGUAAUCUGCCCAAUGUGAAUCUACCAAAUGUGAACCUCCCUAAAGUUCCAAACCUACCAGUUAACAUCCCACUAGGCAUCCCCCAAAUGCCUGCCUUUUCUGCACCGUCAUGGAUGGCUGCUAUAUAUGAUGCUGACAAUGGAUCAGGAACAUCAGAAGAUCUGUUUUGGAAGCUAGAUGCCUUACAGACCUUCAUCAGGGAUCUCCACUGGCCAGAGGAAGAAUUUGCAAAACACUUAGAACAGCGGCUAAAACUUAUGGCUAGUGAUAUGAUCGAGUCCUGUGUGAAGAGAACAAGGAUUGCAUUUGAAGCAAAGCUGCAAAAAACAAGUCGGUCAACUGAUUUCAGAGUCCCUCAGUCAAUAUGCACCAUGUUUAAUGUUAUGGUAGAUGCCAAAGCUCAGUCAACAAAACUUUGCAGUAUGGAAAUGGGCCAAGAGUUUGCUAAAGAGUGGCACCAGUAUCAUUCAAAAAUAGAUGAACUAAUUGAAGAAACCGUCAAGGAAAUGAUAACACUCCUAGUAGCAAAGUUUGUCACCAUCUUGGAAGGAGUCCUGGCCAAACUAUCCAGAUAUGAUGAAGGGACAUUAUUUUCUUCUUUCCUUUCAUUUACUGUGAAGGCAGCUUCCAAAUACGUGGAUGUGCCCAAACCAGGGAUGGAUGUUGCUGACGCCUACGUCACCUUCGUUCGCCAUUCUCAGGACAUCCUGCGCGAUAAGGUCAAUGAAGAGAUGUAUAUAGAAAGGUUGUUUGAUCAAUGGUACACGAGCUCCAUGAAUGUUAUUUGCACCUGGCUGACAGAUCGCAUGGACCUUCAGCUUCACAUCUACCAACUGAAAAUUCUCAUUAGGAUGGUAAAGAAAACAUACAGAGAUUUCCGAUUGCAAGGAGUUCUGGAUUCUACCUUGAACAGCAAAACCUAUGACACCGUCCGAAACCGGCUGACUGUGGAAGAAGCCACAGCUUCAGUGGGUGAAGGUGGAGGGCUUCAAGGCAUCACCAUGAAAGACAGUGAUGAAGAAGACGAAGAGGAUGAUUAGCUCUCCAAAACUAGAAGCCCCCAACUUGGAUGUAGCCUGGAAACCAGUGCAUGUAAAUCUAGUCUGUUAUUCAGUUAGCCACAUUAGGAAAUGUUCUGUCCGCUCUUAAAUGCCCAUGGAAAGUCUACCAAUACAAAUGCCAUUUUAGCUGUGUGGUACUUAAGAUUUAGCACCUCUGUUUCUAUUCAUUGAGUUUCCUAAUUUCAUAUCUAUAUGUUCAUAAGCAAUAUGGAGCACCAUUGUUUAAAACUGUUAACGGAAACAAAAUCUGCAUAGAAAACAUGCUAGGUGUGUCCCUGUUAUAAUUAAAGUCUAAAUGAUGCUUCAUUAAUGUACUGUAUAUACAUUGAUGGUAAAUUGUUGUGAAGCCAAGUGAAACAAGUACUUUCAUAUCUUUGUUUCUCUCCUGUGGAUGCCAACUGCUUUGAAACAGAUUGAGGCUACUACAAAGGACACCUUUUUUGUACAUUUGGGGGAGGGGAAAUACAUAAAUCAGAAGUUGGAAAUAUUCCUGUUUAAUAUACCCAAGCACUACCCUCCAAUAUAUACAGCUAACUUUGUAGAAGUGACAUACCAAUGGAAUAUUAGUCGUCCAUAUUGCAAAAAUGGGUUGACCUUUAUCACCUUGUCCACAUUACGAUUCAGAGCAGUUGUUUUAUGUCAGUGUCAUACCCCUCUAAAUGUUACACUUUUGUUCAGAGUUCCGAUAACUGUGUUUGUAAAAAGGACAACUUUAAUUACAAUCUUAGACUAUACAGAUGUGUUUAUAAUAAUAAGGAUAAUAAUAACAAUAAUGACAAUAUAUGAAGAUUUCUUUUGGUAGAUUGUAACCAUAAUUUAAAUCUCCUUUUGUUUUCACAAUGGUUUUUAUAUCUUGUCAUGUACAUUGCAUUUGGACCAGUAAAUUGCAUGUUCUUGGGUUUUCCCCAUAUCCUUCCAAAAGCUUUUAUUUUCUGUGUAAUAUAGUGGAUCCAUCUUGCUUUUUUGCCUUAUACAAGCCGACAGUUGUAAAAGUGUGAGGACUGUGGCUUCUCAAUAAAUAACUAUUCAGAUGUC
Pogona vitticeps (central bearded dragon) is the source of this 2232-nucleotide messenger RNA. The record is from RefSeq and is a predicted model, not a curated record. NCBI's taxonomy places the organism in Eukaryota, Metazoa, Chordata, Lepidosauria, Squamata, Agamidae.